UUGGCUGCUAGCCAGUUUUGAGUUGAAGUGUUAGCAAUUUUAAUCACAUGUAUCCAGAGUGUGUGAUAUUUGUGCUGGCUGAGAGGAAGAGGUUACUCAAUUCAUCAGCUUAUCCGGUCUGGCUAGAAAAUGCUUCUGUGCAUGUAUGUGUGCAGGAGUGGGAGGAAGAGAACAAAUCGAAAGGCCAUUGUCCCAGCCAAUCAGGUUUGUUGUGCUGUUCAUGGAUGACCUGGGCCAUAUUUCCCAGUGGCGCUGCAUUGUGGCUGGGAGUCUCGCAGGCAUGGUUUCCGCCAUUGGGACAUAUCCGACGGACCUCAUCAAAACACGGCUGAUUGUGCAGAACGUGCUCAAGCCAUCUUAUAGGGGGCUCCUCCACGCUUUUUCUACUAUUUAUCAACAGGAAGGGUUCCUGGCCCUUUAUCGAGGGGUUUCCCUCACUGUUUUAGGUGCUCUCCCCUUCUCUGCGGGCUCCCUGCUAGUUUACAUGAACCUGGAGAAAAUCUGGAAUGGACCCCGAGACCGGUUCUCUCUCCUGCAGAACUUUGCCAACAUGUGUCUGGCUGCCACAGUGACCCAGACCCUCUCCUUUCCCUUUGACACCGUGAAGAGAAAAAUGCAGGCUCAGAGCUCCUAUCUCCCCCACUGUGGAGGUGUAGAUGUCCAUUUCUCAGGAGCAAUGGACUGUUUCCGGCAGAUCGUGAAGGCUCAAGGGGUCCUGGGGCUCUGGAAUGGAUUGACAGCCAACUUACUGAAGAUAAUUCCAUAUUUUGGACUUAUGUUCAGCACCUUUGAGUUCUGCAAGAGAAUAUGUCUUUACCAAAAUGGUUACAUUGUGUCUCCUCUGAGCUAUAAAUUGACCCCAGGGGUGGACCAGAGCCUGAAGCCCCAGGAAUUACGGGAAUUAAAGAAGUUCUUCAGAACUGGAAAACUGAAGUCUAAAAAACCGACUCUGUAAAA
Molecule: messenger RNA, 957 nt
Organism: Fukomys damarensis (Damara mole-rat)
Lineage: Eukaryota; Metazoa; Chordata; Mammalia; Rodentia; Bathyergidae
Gene: Slc25a43
Product: solute carrier family 25 member 43
Exons: 5
Coding region: 146-955 (269 amino acids)
Biological process (GO): transmembrane transport
Source: RefSeq, a predicted model, not a curated record